Pteronotus mesoamericanus is the source of this 4957-nucleotide messenger RNA. It is a transcript of the gene SKI, whose product is annotated as SKI proto-oncogene. The transcript is spliced from 7 exons. NCBI's taxonomy places the organism in Eukaryota, Metazoa, Chordata, Mammalia, Chiroptera, Mormoopidae. Gene Ontology annotation, biological process: negative regulation of transcription by RNA polymerase II; negative regulation of BMP signaling pathway. The record is from RefSeq and is a predicted model, not a curated record. Gene Ontology annotation, molecular function: SMAD binding; DNA-binding transcription factor activity, RNA polymerase II-specific; RNA polymerase II cis-regulatory region sequence-specific DNA binding. Gene Ontology annotation, cellular component: nucleus. Bases 63 to 2261 code for a protein of 732 amino acids.
GCGGGGGCCGCGGGGGUCCCGGCGCGCGGGAGCGGGAGCGGCCCGGGGAGUCGGAGCGCACCAUGGAGGCGGCGGCCGGCGGUCGCGGCGGCUUCCAGCCGCACCCGGGGCUGCAGAAGACGUUGGAGCAGUUCCACCUGAGCUCCAUGAGUUCGCUGGGCGGCCCGGCAGCCUUCUCGGCGCGCUGGGCGCAGGAGGCCUACAAGAAGGAGAGCGCCAAGGAGGCGGGCGCGGCCGCGGUGCCCGCGCCGGUGCCUGCGGCCGCCGAGCCGCCGCCCGUGCUGCACCUGCCCGCCAUCCAGCCGCCGCCGCCCGUGCUGCCCGGGCCCUUCUUCAUGCCAUCCGACCGCUCCACCGAGCGCUGCGAGACCGUCCUGGAGGGCGAGACCAUUUCGUGCUUCGUGGUGGGCGGUGAGAAGCGCCUGUGCCUCCCGCAGAUCCUCAACUCGGUGCUGCGCGACUUCUCGCUGCAGCAGAUCAACUCGGUGUGCGACGAGCUCCACAUCUACUGCUCGCGCUGCACGGCUGACCAGCUGGAGAUCCUCAAAGUCAUGGGCAUCCUGCCCUUCUCGGCGCCCUCGUGCGGGCUCAUCACCAAGACGGACGCGGAGCGCCUGUGCAAUGCGCUGCUGUACGGGGGCGCCUACCCGCCACCCUGCAAGAAGGAGCUGGCCGCCAGCCUGGCGCUGGGCCUGGAGCUCAGCGAGCGCAGCGUGCGCGUGUACCACGAGUGCUUCGGCAAGUGCAAGGGGCUGCUGGUGCCGGAGCUCUACAGCAGCCCGAGUGCCGCCUGCAUCCAGUGCCUCGAUUGCCGCCUCCUGUACCCGCCACACAAGUUCGUGGUGCACUCGCACAAGGCCCUCGAGAACCGGACCUGCCACUGGGGCUUCGACUCGGCCAACUGGCGGGCCUACAUCCUGCUGAGCCAGGACUACACGGGCAAGGAGGAGCAGGCGCGCCUGGGCCGCUGCCUGGACGACGUGAAGGAGAAGUUCGACUACGGCAACAAGUACAAGCGGCGGGUGCCCCGGGUCUCCUCCGAGCCCCCAGUCUCCAUACGAAAAACAGACGACCCUCCCUCCCAGCACCCCACGUCUUCGGAGAAGGACAAGCAGUCAGGCUGGCUGCGGACCCUGGCCAGCUCCUCCAGCAAGAGCCUGGGCUGUGUUCACCCGCGCCAGCGCCUCUCCGCCUUCCGACCCUGGUCCCCUGCGGUUUCUACGAGUGACAAAGAGCUCUCCCCACACCUCCCAGCCCUGAUCCGAGACAGCUUUUACUCCUACAAGAGCUUCGAGACCGGCGUGGCCCCCAACGUGGCCCUGGCCCCGCCUGCCCAGCAGAAGGUCGUGAGCAGCCCUCCAUGCGCCACCAUCGUGUCCCGGGCCCCCGAGCCCCUCGCCACCUGCGUCCAGCCGCGGAAGCGGAAGCUCACCGCGGACACGCCUGGGGCCACAGAGACGCCAGCGCCUACGGCUGCCCCGGAGGACGACAAGGACUCGGAGGCCGAGGUGGAGGUGGAGAGCAGAGAGGAGUUCACCUCCUCCCUGUCCUCGCUCUCCUCUCCGUCCUUUACCUCAUCCAGCUCUGCCAAGGACCUGAGCUCCCCAGGUGUGCACGCCCCGCCGGCCCCGUCUGCGGCCCCUGACACCGCGGCCCCCGCCGAUGCCCCGAGUGGGGGGCUGGAGGCGGAGCUGGAGCACCUGCGUCAAGCCCUGGAGGGCGGCCUGGACACCAAGGAGGCCAAAGAGAAGUUCCUGCACGAGGUGGUGAAGAUGCGCGUGAAGCAGGAGGAGAAGCUGAGCGCCGCCCUGCAGGCCAAGCGCAGCCUCCACCAGGAGCUGGAGUUCCUGCGCGUGGCCAAGAAGGAGAAGCUGCGUGAGGCCACGGAGGCGAAGCGCAACCUGCGGAAGGAGAUCGAGCGCCUGCGCGCGGAGAAUGAGAAGAAGAUGAAAGAGGCCAACGAGGCCCGGCUGCGCCUGAAGCGGGAGCUGGAGCAGGCGCGGCAGGUGCGGGUGUGCGACAAGGGCUGCGAGGCCGGCCGCCUGCGCGCCAAGUACUCGGCCCAGAUCGAGGACCUGCAGGUGAAGCUGCAACACGCGGAGGCCGACCGUGAGCAGCUGCGCGCCGACCUGCUGCGGGAGCGCGAGGCGCGGGAACACCUGGAGAAGGUGGUCAAGGAGCUGCAGGAGCAGCUGUGGCCGCGGCCCCGCCCCGAGGCCGGGGGCGGCGGCAGCGAGAGUGCCACGGAGCUGGAGCCCUAGCGACCCGCCGCCUGCUGUCCCUGGGUUCGCGGCGGGGCCGGGCCGCUGGGGGCUCUGCGCGGGGCGGGGCGCCCCGUUCCCAGCCCAUAUAGCACAACGUCUUACUGUGCCUACAACCAAGCGAGUGUUUGGAACCACAUACUUUUGGAAUCCACUGCAAAAUUUUCUACUGGCCAAGUUCAAGCGAGCAAGCUGGGUCCCCACCUGUGGCCGGAAACAAGGCCAGCUCGGUGGCUGCAGCCGGCCUCUGCCUGCUGGAACGUUCUAACAUUUACACUUUUGUUAUAAGCUAUUUAAACCAGUAAGAAGACUUGAUAUUCAGAAAAGAAAUCGACACGUUUUUUAAUGACUAACUUUUAAAAGCCCCACCAACACGUGACGCCAUUUGAGGACCCACUGAGGGGCCGGGGCGGCAGCUGCCCGCCCGGCGAAGCCAUCACAGCUCCCCUGCGCCGGCGGCUGCAUGAGGACAGGAAGGGCUUUUCUCCAGAGUCUAUAUUUUUUCAGCGACAAGGACCCGGGUCUCCCGUGCUGCCGCCCGGAAGAGCGAGGAGAGGGCGCCCUGAGCUGACACUGCCGCCUUACGCCCGCCGCCCCGUCCCCGUCCCCGUCCCCCUCCCCGUCCCCGUCCCAGUCCCAGUCCCCUCGGCAGGUGUUCCCGGGCGCCGCCGGGGCGCCGCCCACUGGGAGGGGACAGCGGACCGGCUGCACCGCCCGGCCGGGCAGCCCCCCCUCCCCUGGGCAGACGUCGCUCCCUCCUGGGACUGAGGCUGCAGCAUUGGAACAAAACAGCAUUAUUUCACUUUUUCUUUUUCUUUUUGUUUGUUUGUUCAUUUAAACGUAUAUUUAGAACUGCACUUUGUCACACAUCUUCCCUCCCGUUUUUAUCCCCUGGCUGACUGAGGUUCUCACUUUCCGAACGCUGAAGCCGCUGUUGCUAGAGCCGGCCGCCGCGGCGCUCCGGCGCUCGGCAGCCCUCUGGUGCUGUCGGACAAGGGAUCGCGGGACGCGAAAGCUGGACUCGGGGGGUAGUUCUGUGCCUUCCAGCAUCUUGUGCAGCCAGCCCGACUCGUCUCUUACCCCCAGAUGUGUCUUCAGUAGCAAUCGACUCUGCCACUAUCAAAAUAAGUUCCUUGCAUUUAUUCCAAAUAAUCUCGUUUACUCUCGACUGUUUAUGCAAGUUGUAGAAGGUUUCCUACACCCAGGCUCGACCACGAUUUCCCGGUAGACCAGAGGCGCUGCCUGCCCGGACGCGGCGGUGGCGGCGGUGGCGACAUGCGCGAGGAAGACCGUCCCGGGACUCCCGCCGGCCUCCGUUCCCGCGCCGCAGCCUCUGUGCGGGCAGGCCGGCCCAGGGCGGAGAUAUGGGUGCUGACGUCCCCUGUGGGGUAUCGCCCUUGGUUUACUGGGGGGCCCGGGUGCCGCUGGGCCCCCUUCUGAAGUGCAAUGCAAAAGGGACACCGUGUAUACGCAGCGUGUGUUUGGGUUUUGUUUUUCUUCUUGCUUUGUGUUCUUUCGCAGUCAGUAACUCUGUAUGCAUGGGAUGGCAGCCUCUGCCACACGGACACCCCUCGGUGGGCAUUAUCGCCGCAUCGUGUAAAGGCUUGGUUGCUAGGCGACUGUCAGAACGCCAUGUCGGCCUUGUUUUUCCAGAGUUGUGUUAUUUUCGGUCAUUUUUCAAGGGAAACUAAAUGGCUUAGUUGGAGCAAAGCUUCACGUGUGUCGGUGUGCUUCUGUGCGACGCGCUGCCCAGCCUGGGCGCUCCGUGGCCCCCGAGCUGCCAGGCUCCGGGGGGGGGUGAACUUUCUAGGUGGUGCUCCAGGGCGCGGCCCGUUCCACCCCUCCGGCACCUCUGCGGGAGGAGCUGGACAGGCGGCCGAGGCGCGUCUCCUGGGGCUGGGGGGGUGUGCGAGGCCCGGGGCCGCGGAGCCACAGGACGCGAGGCGGACGGUGGGCUCCCGUCACCAGCAGCUUGACCUUCCCUGGCAGCUCCCUGAGCGAGGCCGGCGGGCGGGCGCGGGUGUCGGGUGUCCGCCACCUCUGCCCUGGGCGCACCCGCGGCUCCCGGCCUUUCCAAGGCCGAGGAGGGAUCUGUCUUGUGGGCUGUUGACUCCCCGUGUGUGGCACUUGUUGUCGGACGACUGUGUAUUUAGUUGAGUUACUCAUUUUUUUGUGCUGGAAGAGACUUCACGAAGGGAAAUACAACAGCAAUAACACAUCAUGGAGCAGCUAACUCACACCCGAGACUCCGCUUCCGUUCAGAACUGGCUGGCGACAGACCUCGCCUGUAAAUACUCCCGUUACACUCUGUAUCAUACGUGUACAGGGGGGUUCCGGAAACCCUUUCUUACCUGGUAGUUGUCUUGUUUUCUGGGUGGUUUUCACGGAACAUGCUCCUCCACCGGAAGGGGCUGGGGAGACCCUGCCCCUCGGGCGCCCAGCCUGCCCAGCCCCGUUCACGGGCGCCCGAGGAAGCAUGUUCUUGCUUCAAGUCAGGAGUCACGAACGACCUUUUUUUUCGAUUAAGGAAAAAAAAAAAACACAGCUCUACCUUUGUAUCCGCCAGGAGCGUCCGCAUCGCGUCCCCAUCCCUCCUCUGCUGCUGCUAAUGACGAUAUGAUGACUUACUCUACUAUCCGAAAACUAUUUUUAUGUAAUUAAUGUAUGCGCUCUUGUUUAUAAAUGCCUGAUUUAAA